This is a messenger RNA of Electrophorus electricus (electric eel), 1470 nucleotides long. RefSeq names its product transmembrane protein 165 (gene tmem165). Gene Ontology annotation, cellular component: Golgi apparatus. Gene Ontology annotation, biological process: manganese ion transmembrane transport; calcium ion transmembrane transport; Golgi calcium ion homeostasis. NCBI's taxonomy places the organism in Eukaryota, Metazoa, Chordata, Actinopteri, Gymnotiformes, Gymnotidae. Gene Ontology annotation, molecular function: manganese ion transmembrane transporter activity; calcium ion transmembrane transporter activity. The record is from RefSeq and is a predicted model, not a curated record.
GUCUGCAUCACAGCAGGCGUCAAACAUGAAUGCAGCCAGCUAGUUACCCAGCUAGAUCAUCACCGCGAACCGAGUCGGCGUCAUUAUUUUAUGAGCUCAGGUUAUAAUCCCACGUUUGCCGCUACGCUGCUGCAGAGUUAAGGCUGUAAAAUGCCCGUCCGAGCCGCCCGGCACGCCGAGGUGAAGCUGCUCCGCGUCGCGCUGCCGUUAAUCGCGCUCGUUUCCGCGCGGGUGUGUGCGGUUCCCGAGGAGGGUAAACUGCAGCCCCAGCCUGCCGAGAAAGCCACAACUAGCCAGCCUGCGGGUCCAGCUGUCAGUCCAGAUGAGUCUAGUAAAACCAACCUGGGCUUUAUCCAUGCGUUUGUGGCAGCCAUUUCGGUCAUCAUUGUCUCCGAGCUGGGAGACAAGACCUUCUUCAUCGCAGCCAUCAUGGCCAUGCGCUACAACCGCCUCACCGUCUUGGCAGGGGCCAUGAUGGCCCUGGGUGUCAUGACCUGCCUAUCAGUGCUGUUUGGUUAUGCUACCACAAUUAUCCCUCGGAUCUACACCUACUACGUUUCCACGGCGCUCUUUGCCAUCUUCGGUGUGAGGAUGCUGCGAGAAGGGCUGAGAAUGAGUGCUGACGAAGGACAGGAGGAGCUCGAGGAGGUGCAGGCUGAGAUCAAGAAGAAAGACGAGGAGCUCCAGCGGUACAAGCUGGUUAAUGGUGCGCCAGAUGUGGAGACCGGAACCGCAACGGCUGCGUUGCCUUCAAGGAAGUGGCACAGUGUGAUCUCGCCCAUCUUCAUCCAGGCUCUCACCCUCACCUUCCUCGCUGAGUGGGGCGACCGAUCUCAGCUUGCCACCAUUGUUCUGGCUGCACGGGAGGAUCCGUUCGGAGUCACAGUGGGUGGGACUCUGGGACAUUGUUUGUGCACAGGGCUGGCUGUGGUUGGUGGAAGAAUGGUAGCUCAGAGGAUAUCGGUCAGAACUGUGACCAUCAUCGGUGGGAUUGUCUUCCUGGCCUUUGCUUUCUCUGCCCUCUUCAUCAAGCCUGAUGCUGGGUUCUAAGAAGACACUUGCUGGGAUUGUUUUGUAAAUACCAGCUUAACUGUGCUCUAUUCACAAGAGGGAGAGAGAGAGAGACUGCCCAUCAAGGCAGCGUGUGAACAGGGGAGUGUGAGACUGCACAGUGUCACUCCUUAUGUGAAAUACCCUGGCACAGAAGCUGCAUUGCUUUUAUUUAUUUAUACGCCCCCCCUGCUUAACAGUAAGUUCAGCUGAGCCUCGUGCAAUACGGAGGUAUUCGUUGACCUCAUGUGGAGAGAGUGAGUGUUUUCAGCUGGAUAUUAUCAGGGAUUGCAAGAUGAAGUGUUCCCCUCCCCCCCCAAGCUUCUGUGACAGGUGACUUUUCGAUCACUUUGGUCUUUACACCCCUGCACCCAUUUAUCCCUCCGGUUCCCUUAUUCCCAUAAACCUUCAAUGAUUUUA